CCGUGAUGAUGACUUCCUCUACGUGUCGGCUCAGGGGAAAACAACAUCAGAAGAGCCCCAACCUGAGUCAAAAAAAAAUCAAAUAACACCGUGUCUCUCCCAAUUGUGAACAACUGGAACACAUUUAUUGAAACAAGUAACUUCCUAAGUAUAAGAUGCCUCAGAACGAGCACAUCGAGCUGCACCGCAAGCGGCAUGGCUACCGCCUGGACCACCAUGAAAGGAAACGGAAGAAGGAGAGCCGAGAGGCACACGAGCGGUCCCACAAAGCUAGGAAGAUGAUUGGUUUGAAGGCCAAGCUGUAUCACAAACAGAGACAUGCGGAGAAGAUCCAGAUGAAGAAGACCAUCAAAAUGCAUGAACAGAGGAACACCAAGCAGAAGGAUGAUAAGACCCCAGAAGGAGCAGUCCCAGCCUACUUGUUGGACAGAGAGGGACAGUCUCGUGCUAAGGUCCUUUCUAACAUGAUCAAACAGAAAAGGAAAGAAAAGGCUGGCAAGUGGGAGGUGCCCCUGCCAAAGGUUCGUGCUCAAGGAGAGACAGAAGUGCUUAAAGUCAUCCGAACAGGAAAGAGACAAAAGAAAGCCUGGAAGAGGAUGGUCACUAAAGUUUGCUUUGUCGGUGACGGUUUCACAAGAAAACCUCCAAAGUACGAGCGUUUCAUCAGACCCAUGGGUCUACGUUUUAAGAAGGCUCACGUCACACAUCCAGAACUGAAAGCAACUUUCUGUCUUCCCAUCCUGGGAGUGAAGAAGAACCCUUCGUCACCACUUUACACCUCUCUGGGGGUCAUCACAAAGGGAACAGUAAUAGAGGUCAAUGUCAGCGAGCUGGGCCUGGUUACACAGGGUGGAAAGGUCAUCUGGGGUAAAUACGCCCAGGUGACAAAUAACCCUGAGAACGACGGCUGUAUUAAUGCAGUUCUACUGGUAUAAGACUCUUAUGUGCCUAAUUACUCCUAUUUACACCAAGAGCAUUGAUCAUAUCGCAGAUGCAAAAGGGGAACUACAUUCACCUGAACCGUUGGGAAGAUGGCUGGAGCUGGGAUUGGCUACAUCUACUGCAACAAAAGGACAGCGAACAGAAAUAAUUGUUUGAUAUAAAUAAACUUGAAAUUACAUUAAA
Girardinichthys multiradiatus is the source of this 1125-nucleotide messenger RNA. RefSeq names its product NSA2 ribosome biogenesis homolog (S. cerevisiae) (gene nsa2). Lineage: Eukaryota; Metazoa; Chordata; Actinopteri; Cyprinodontiformes; Goodeidae. The transcript has 6 exons. The record is from RefSeq and is a predicted model, not a curated record. Gene Ontology annotation, biological process: maturation of 5.8S rRNA; maturation of LSU-rRNA. Gene Ontology annotation, cellular component: nucleolus; preribosome, large subunit precursor. The coding region runs from base 156 to 935 and encodes 259 amino acids.